GUUGAUACGUUGAUAUCCUGUACUUCGGGGAGAUUCGAUUUGUCAACGUCCCGCGGUGUGCUGCUACUACGGCUGGUGCGUGCGCGACAGUUGAGACUUUUUCUUGCGCAGAGGAGCAUAGAGAGAGAGAGCUCUCCUGUUUGAUACCAACGCUUCCAGCACGGCUGAGAUCCACACCCCGCCAGUGGCAGAGAGAGAUACCCGGAUCAGACGUGCCAUGGCAUGUGAGGUAGACAUGGAAAUGCACAGCAGCAGUCAAGACUAUCAACCGAUGGAAGUGGGCAAUGGCGAACUUUCAAAACAAAUCAGCAACGGCUUCGCCUGGUGGAGACCUCGUUCUAUCCUCCGAGCAUCCCUUGCCGAUGUCUCCCUCAGCACCACCAACACCAGCGUCGUCAGCAACAGCACCAGCACCAGUUCCCCGCCGCUGCCGCUGCCGCACCAAGGUGGCGGAGAGGGAGAGUCGUCUCCCUCCUCGCUCUUCGACGUAGCAGCGGCAGCACAACAGCAGUUCGAGACACAGCUCAAGCCCAAGAUCCAGCAACACAACAACUGGACCAGAGGCAGCAGGGACGGCACCGAGGCACCGUCUCCCGACGAGGACGAUGCCGCCAACAACCACCACAACGACGCCGACUCUGCUACUUCUGCUGCUGCGCCGUCGCUCCUGCCGGCGUACAACAACGACUCGGCCCGGCGGCGACGACCAGAGCAAGGCGUCCUCGGAUCCUCGUCCGGCAAGCUCAAGUCCCUCAAGCUCGCUCCCAUAGGCUCGGAGCAACUCGCAAAGCACACAGCAGCAGCAGCAGCAGCAGCAGCAGUGGAUUCGGAUCGCCCCGGGACUCCUGUGAGGGGUGGUAGUGUUGGAAGCACCUGGUGCAUGGGCCCUCUCCAGGUUCGUCGGCAGGAGCAGCAGGACGAGCAGCAGCGGCGGCGGUUGGACGGGCAACGGCGCACACCUUCCAAGCCGCCACGGCCUAACCACAACGCCGGCGCCGUGGGCGCCCGCUUCGCCGUGGCUAGCGAGGGGGGCAUGGGUACGCUCGGCGAGAAGGCUACGGCGCAAGCGGGGGUGGGAGAGGGCAGCUGGAAGGAGGAGGGCAUGGACGACGAGACCGCGGCAGGGAUUAGCACCACCAGCGUCGUAUACGAUGUCCUUGCGGUGGAUCGGGGGUGCGGGUACUGCGACACCUCCGUGGUGCCGUUCCCCGUGGAGGAGGGGGGCCAGGUGGCCGCGGAACGGAUGAGAGCUUUGACCUCCGGUCAAGGAGAAUUUCUGGCGAGAAGAGGCUUCGCCGCCGGUCUGGUGUCACAUUUCCUGGAGGAGACGAACUGCGAGUUCAGGGUUCUCCAGGGGGGCGCUUCCUGCGGGAUGAACGCGCAGCAACUGGAAGAUGCCACCGCCCGCCUGGAAGAAGCCUUCGUGCCUGCCGUGAAGCGGCUGAGGGCACGGUCUUCGGUUGACGUGGUGCUUGACUCCCUCUUCCAGGGUGCCGACGAUGCCGGAGACUUCGUGGUCCGCUUCGAGGUUACCCUCACCAGGCGAGUGGCGUGCCACCCGGAAGACAUCGACUCGAGCCCCGCUCCCGCCCUUCGAGAGUGCGCGUCAGCUAUCAAAGAGGCCGUCAGGGACGAGGGGGUAAACGACAAGGACACGCACGAGGUAGUGUUCGUGGGCAGACCCAUGUGGGAGCUGGUGUCACCGGUCUUGGACUUGUCGGCCAAGGCCGGGGGAGGUGCUGGUGCUUCUGGUUGAGGGGGGGGCGCAGGAGGAGAAGUGCACAACCCGUGGUUAGGUGCUAUAGAGUGAUUUCUGCAAGACCCCCUUUUCAUCCUGACAGUCCCGCGAUGGGUGUUACAGGGUUUUCGCCGUUUCAGGAGGUCCAAUACAACAGGGGCGGCGGGGCCUCACCAUAGGCCCCCCAUCCCGAAUCCUUUGAGCUGGCCGUGGCGGUGGAUGAAAGUCCAAAGGCUUUGUGCUGUCGGUUGGAGGGGGGUAGGGGUGAAACGAGAUGAUUUACUCCGCUCUUUUGUAUAUCAAGAGUUUCUUUUUGAGACGUUCAGGGUUUCAUUGUUUUUGGGGAAAGAGAGGGGGAGGGUGUCCGCUACCACCGUUGAAUGGCCCCGGCGCUGGGCGUGGUGAUGAGCCUGUUUGAAGGGGAGGGGGGAGGGCAGGGCUAUUCGUGAUAUAUUCAAGCUUGGAAGAUUUAAUUGCAGCGAUGGCCACGCUUGAAGCGUGAACGUGGAAAAUCGAGGGAAAGGGAAAUGGGGCUGCAGCGUUCAUGUUCAAUCGGCUGUUCCGUUUUGCUCUUAACCUCGUGCGCGUGGUUGAUGUACCACCUUAGGGCAUGUUGUCCGUCUCUUGUCUUGUGGGCAAACAUGUUCAUGUCAACGCACGAAUGGGGUCUUGCCGAGGGUAUCGAGGGAGGGACUGUGUCAGAAAGAAUUCUAGCGUUAGGGAGAGAGAGGGUUCCGACUCGUUUACGCACAGCGGAGUCUGUGGAAUCUUUUUACGCGUUCGUUGUCGUGGGACAGCAGUGGCAUUGUCAGCAGAUCCUGUAAAGGUGGCUCGGUAUUUUUGUGCGAAUCCAGUAUUUAGUCCAAGGGCGGCGAAGAGGUUGACUUGUUCGCCAACUUCGCGGCAGUGUAGCGGAGCACGGCUGUGUACAAGUGUGUGUUUGCCGCGUCUGUUCGAUAUUGUUACUAGUUCAUUUUUUCUGGAGUUUUUUUCCGCUGUUCUGUUUCGUCGCAUUCGUGAUCCCGCCACCAUGCCACGCCAAUGAUAAAUACGCAUACGCAUGCAUGUAGUUCAGUUCAAUUUACGUAUUCUUAUUCGAAGCUAGAACAAAGUAGUGAAACAGCCAACUGGAGGGGGAAGGGACGUCGGGUAAUAACACAGGCAUGGCUUGACAGUCUGAGAACUGCCGAAAAGCGGCCGGGGCGAAAUAUCUGACUAACGUACCCGCUGUUCGUGGGGUGUUGCAGUUUUCUAAUUUCUGUCGUGCGGGUGCUUACCCUGACUUUUUUUUCGUUUUUCAUGGCGUCGUAUCUUGUGUAUGUUGGGUUAAGAUGGACAGUCUGCGUGAAUUGAGUUAUCGGUAGGUCAAUCGAUGGGGUGGAAGAAAGGGAGCUGCAGCUGCAGGCAGAAAGUGCUUGUGUAGAGGGACGUGUUUUGUUCGUAGGAUAGCGACUAUCUGGAUACACUCUCUAUUUACGUUUAAUGAGAACAUUCAGGCACCACACGCGUGUUUUUCACGCCCUGCGCGUCACUUGGAAACCCAAAUGUGUCAUCUUCUAAACUAAGCGUUGCAUGUUUGAUUCCUGGU
This is a messenger RNA of Ectocarpus sp. CCAP 1310/34, 3326 nucleotides long. NCBI's taxonomy places the organism in Eukaryota, Phaeophyceae, Ectocarpales, Ectocarpaceae. The record is from the annotation of a GenBank genome assembly.